AUGAUGGUGAAGAUGCCUUCUUGCUUGGGCAUCGCUGCGAGGCGAGCUGCUGCAUCAGGUCAAGUGCCUCCCUUGCCUUGGGUGUCCUCGAAUGAAGGGGUAUUUCUAGGAUAUCACAUUCAGCCUGGUUUUGUGUGGAAAGGGGAAUAUCUUGUCACGAAGCUUGAAGCCAUCGAUUACCAUUUGGAACAUGGCAGCGUUGUCAUUCAACGCACCAAGCGAUUGGAGUUGCCCUCUGAAACCCAUGUGUUUCCGCUAAAAGCCAAAACCGACAGCCUUGAGCCGCCUCCAGAGCCGAUUGCUGAUCGUGUGAUUCCGCCGGUGCCUGAUCCGAUCAUUCCACAACAAUCCGAUUUGGAGUACACACCAUCCGUUGCACCAGACCCCAUUGAACCACCUGCCCAGGAGACGGAGCCGCCUGUUGACGUCGAGAUGAAGAAGUCCAGUGCAGAACCGCUUGAGCCUGGGGAGAUGAUGCCCGACGGGUCGAUCGCGCCGGACGGUUAUCGUUAUGAUGGAGUUAGAUAUGGGUAUGAUUGCUUGAGAGCAGAUUGCUGGUUUGAGCACCCCGAGGUCUUGAUCAUGCGCAACGACACUGGGAGCUUCCGUGUGUUGUUGCAGCUACGAAGCUGGGACAUGCCGGUACGCAUGCGGGAUGCUCGAGACCUGGACAGCUCCGUCACCGCCGUGCGUGAGGUCCGGGCACCUUUGUUGCUGCCAAAGACAGCGCAGAGUCCUGGCUGCACCAAGGAAUGUGCGGAUAUCUCUCGGAUGUUGCCACAUCUCCCGAGCGCCAAGUUGGCUCCCUGCUUCGGUCACGCCUGGAUGGAGGCUGCUCGAGUCCCUGAGCUCCCCAAAUCGGUGGAGCUGAUGGGUGGCCUUCAGCGCCGGGUGGGGGAGCAUCGGAAGUUUGGCAGAAGCUACAAGAUUGCUCUCAACAAGAGUGGCAAACUUCUCUGGCAGGGCUCUCACAUCACUGGAGAACCUUUGCUUGGAGUCUUGACUCCGGAAGGCAUGUGGAUUUGCAGCGAGCUCUUGACUCCAAAGGAGGAGAAGAUCGGAUCGGUGCGACUUCGUCAUGGACCAGAAUGGGACCAGUUAAGCCUGAACUUCAAGACAAACUCUGUCACUCAAUGGGGUGCAGAUGUUUGCGCUACCCGAGUGACCGCGGAGAUUCGAAUUUGCCGACCCCCGUUUCCUUCUAUGGAAUCCAAGCCAUCAUUUGCAGAAGCACAGCCUGGAUUGGUUCCAAUCAAGGCCGUGUCUUCGAUAGCUGCAGCUGCCGAGCUCUCCACGUUGUCCUUGCUUCAGCUGAAAGAGUGCCUAAAGGAGUAUGGAGUCACCGAAUAUGGGCGCUUCUUCAAUCAGAAAGAAUCUCUUGUAGAACUCCUGGCGAAGGUGGAAGCUACAGUACCCCUAGUGGGCCGCUGGCAGUACGGGAAGGCCCCCAACCGCAAGAGCUACCAGAUCCGCCGUUUGAUUUCCGGAGUCUUGAAGUGGGAGGGACCACAUUCCAGAGGUGGCAUGCUAAGCGGCAUUCUGGAGGAAGAUGAAGGUUGGUUGGUGGCACAAUUGAUGACCAACCAGAAUGAGACCAUCGGAUCAAUCCGACUUCGACACGGUCCAAAAUGGAACGAGGUCAUGUCAAACUUCAGAAGCCACAUGAUGACGGAAUGGGGCAGUGACAUCAUUGCGGAGCGUGUGGGUGAAGAAGAGCCCCUACGACGGCCCAGCUUCGACGAGGAGACGGAGGAAGAGGAGGAUGUGGUUCUCACGGACAUUUCAGAGUUGUCUGCGCAAGAGGUGAAGCUGUGUUUGAAAGAGUACGGUGUCACCAAGAUUCAUGAUUUGGAACGACGAGAGCAGUUGGUAGAACUCUUGGAAAAGGUUGAAGAUAGCUUACCUCUGGUUGGAACCUGGCAACAUGGGCGACACAACAAGCAGUACGAAAUCCAGCAUACAGAAGAUGGACAGUUGCUUUGGGAAGGUCCACACAUCUUCGGUGGCACACUGGUGGGCGUUCUCUAUGACGAUGCCGACUGGCUCCGGGCCGAACUCUUUACUUGCAAGGAGGAAUCCGAGCAAGUCGGCUCUGUGAAAGUGACGCAUGGACCUGAUUGGCAUGAGAUGACGCUGAAAUUCAUGCAAAGCAACUCCGGGCUGUGGGGCGAUAAUAUUAUCGCAAAGCGAGUUACCAAGGAGCAUGCUCCUCGACGUCCUAAGCCUCUGCCAGCUGUACGAGACUUCGAAGAUGAUGAUGAGCUUGUGGAGUCACAAUAUUGGGAGUCCUUAGAGGUGCUGAGCCAAGCUCUGCGGGUGGAGCACGCCGCCUUGGUGCCACUGGAGCGGAGGGCCAAGAGCUGGGCACGGAGUGUGGCCUUUGCGCAGAUGACCUUGGGCAUGCGAGGGAUCCCCAUGAAAGGAGCAGAUGGAGUCCGAUGGAGAGUUGAAGAUGCAACCUUUGUGAUUUGGGUGCUUGGUGCAACAGCCGAAGUGGAAGUCUCCCUUGCAGAGCAAGGAUACUUCAAGGAUGUGAACUGGCUGGACCGUGCUCCAACAAAGGUAUACAUCAUUGGGGAAAACCUUCUAGAAGAUUUGGUCGAGGAGGAAAGCAAGACGAAGGAGACAGUUGCCGCCUCUGUGACCAAAGAAGAUGCAGCCACCUAUGUGGUAGUCUAUUCAAGAGCCAGCGCCGAGCUCUGCGUGCGCAUCCGGCAGCGGAGUGUAGGUCCCACAUGGGUCCUGAUUGAUGGAAGGCAGCUGGGCCUUGGAAAGCUCUUGGAGAAGAAAGCUGCCAGCGCGGAUAUCGAGUCACCGAAAGCAGAAGGACUCGAGAUUUCUCGUAUGAUCUCUUAUGGCCACAGGGAUGAAAUUCGAUAA
Molecule: messenger RNA, 2880 nt
Organism: Durusdinium trenchii
Lineage: Eukaryota; Dinophyceae; Suessiales; Symbiodiniaceae
Source: the annotation of a GenBank genome assembly